ACCUACAGAUCGCCCUGUGACAAUAACUGUGGCUGCCGUAUGGAGGUUUCAAGUGAAACCCCCACCACCGAGACCACCAAGACUAUCAGUUGCAGUCACAGUAGUAUGGACUGUCCUAACUCUGGCUCGAGUCAUCUUUGGUGUCGUGUAUUUCAAUGACUGCCCUCAGCAACCAAACAUUCCCAACUACCUGUUAGGGAUGGCUCUGUUACCCCUGCUGAUGAUACCAUUCGUGACCCUCCCCUGUGAGAGCGAUGCAGCUCAGCCACGCGAGCACCCCAAAGGUUUCAAAGCGUGUCUGAUGUGUUUAUUAGGCCUGUGUCUCUUCCUAUGGAUGCUGGCAGGUAACGUGUGGGUCUUCUCAGUCUAUCAGCCCAACUAUGAUCGAUCAGCGGCUGAUGGUCUUUACUGUGAUAAGACCCUGUACACGUUUGCUCUCUGGAAUGCAGUGUGGGAGACUUUUGGUAUUUGGGUCCACCUGGUCAAACUCUGCAAAGGACUGGUGUGUUGUGUGUUGAUGAGCCCCGCACCAGCAAGCAGAGACUUUUAUGGGAACGUAUGAGGCACAGAUUGGACGUUUAUAUGCAGCAUCUGAGCAGACAGGCUUAGAUUUUCAAGUGUGAGAGUGUGUGUGUGUGUGUGUGUGUGUGUUAUGGCAAAUAAUUAUUAUUUUCAUUAUCAGAUUAAUUAACUACUUUUUUGGUCUGUAAAUAACAAUGCCCAUCAAAACUUCCAAAUACUUCUAUACUAAUAGAUUAAUCAACAAUGGUGGAAAAUUAGCAAAAUUUUAGCCAAAUUCUGGUAAAAUAUUAAAGUUACUGAUAAAUUCAGUAAAUAAAAAAAUCCCAGAAGAAGAGUACUUUCACUUGCAUUGCAUUGUUUACUUUUUAUUAAGAAUAACAUGACAUGCCAUCCCAUAACUGGCUCAUCCUGUUCAUUGUCAUUGUUCAUUGUCGUUCCCCAGUUGUUCCUUCAAGUGUCUAGUGCACAAGUUGAGUUGUUUGACGAAGCAUUCGGGAAGCAGAAGCUUUUUCAGCUGCAAUGGUAGGCAAGUUGGUUUAAUAAUUGGUCAUCUUUUGAGUAGUAUUGAUCUGUGUGGCAUUAUGUGUGUGUACUUGAGUCUGAAAGAGCUGUGCAACAGUCCUACAUUUAAUUACAGAGAGUUGUGUAAAGCUGUUUGAUUGUAGGGUGAAUCUACGAUAAAAAAAAACAUCCAACAUGAUUCCAAUAAAUGGUCUGAUUGUGUAAUAUUCACUAACUUUUCCAAAACAAACGUCAGAAACUCAUCAUUACUUUCACUUUUGUUUAUUAUUUUAUAUUUUCAUUUCAUUCUUAAUUUUUGUUUAUUCUUCAGUUUAGUUUUCCAGAGUGGGUUUGCUCAUUUCAGUUGAGUUUUUAUUGUUUAAAAGUUUUAAUCAGUUUCAGUAUCAUUUUUCCAUUCAAAUAUAUGGGGGGUAUUUGUCAGUUCAUAAUAGGUAUUACAAGACAAACACAUCGACUCAUCCCAGUCUCAGUAAACAUUAUGCACCAAUGCAUGCUCAUGCUUGUUGACAAAUUUGACCAA
Molecule: messenger RNA, 1564 nt
Organism: Morone saxatilis (striped sea-bass)
Lineage: Eukaryota; Metazoa; Chordata; Actinopteri; Moronidae
Product: transmembrane protein 272-like
Exons: 4
Coding region: 200-562 (120 amino acids)
Source: RefSeq, a predicted model, not a curated record